AUGGCUUCCCUCAAGGAGCAGGACAUGAAGAUUGAAGACGAAGAAGAGCUGGAUGACCUUGCAAAGCAGCUUGAGAAGCUCCAAGUGGGUGACGUUGGGAAGGAAAAUCGCCCCAAGGUGAAGGCCGAAGUGACUGCCGAAGUGACUGAGACCGAGCAGCUAAAAGAGCUGGCAAAUCUCCUGAACCGCCCGGCGCGAGAAGUGGCAGGAAUUUGGUCGGUCGCGAAAGAGUCGGGCUACUGUUUGCACUGCUCCAGGAAGGUGGCGACUGGCCCGGGAAGCAAAGAUGCCAAGUUGAAGUUGUUGAACCUCUUCCUGACUGAGGAGAUCAAGUCCCCGAGUUUCGCAGACGCCUUCGUUACCUUUGGCCUGAACAAAGGCAACAAAACGGAGGCCACCUGGAAGCCCUACAAGUACAUGGUGGACUACUACGGCCGGGCAGAGUUCAUGCGACGCCUGCAGAAUGGAACCAUCCAGUCCCGCAAAGAUGGAAACGAAUGGGAGUUUCGAUUGGUGACGAAGACCGAAUACGAGGACAAGCAGACGAAGAUGGGGCUCACUGCCAGGAACGGGCACAAGAUCAACGACAAAGCCAUGCUGGAAGAUGUGAUCAACGAGGAUCCGGAUGUCUCCCAGUUCUUCAAAGGGCAAGAGUCAAGGCAGGAUCCAGGCCUCAUCCAAUUCCUUGAGCAGAAGGGGGCCUUGAAGAAAGGAAGGACCCGUGGUCUGGAUGCCGCCGAUCCGCACCAUGAUGGCGACCAGGAAAUGGUUGAUGUUGGGGACAAGCUGUCGGCUUUGACCGCCAACUCUGGUCAGAAGCCCAAGGAGCUCUUGAAGAAGGCUUUGGUCUUGCUACAGGGCCUCCUCAAGAAGCCGGAGAAGUCGGACAAUGCCCGUGUCAUCAUCAGGCACCACAUCCACACCCUGGAGGAGAUUUCCCGUACCAAGGGCACGAAGGUUGAAGAAGUGAAGGAUGCACUGCUCAAAGCAAUGCAGGCCAUCAAGACGGUUUAA
Molecule: messenger RNA, 1014 nt
Organism: Symbiodinium sp. CCMP2456
Lineage: Eukaryota; Dinophyceae; Suessiales; Symbiodiniaceae
Source: the annotation of a GenBank genome assembly